UUUAAGUUUUAUAAUUUUUCAGAUGAGUCCAGAAUCAAAUAAUAUUGUAGACAUCUGCGUACAAUCUUCAAGUGAUGGGUCAGAAGGUGAAAAAAUUCAAAGAGACAUGAAAAGUGUAUGUCUAAAAGCAGGAGCUAUUUCUAAAGGAAGGGAAAUAUCUUCGAGUCAAUCUUCAGAUAAAUUAAAAAAUAAUGAUCUAAAAUUUAAAGAAGAUAUACAAUUUUAUACUUUUUGUUAUCAAGACACAUUUGCUUCACUAAAAUAUUUAGAAUCGGAAAUAAAAAUCAAUGAAGGUAAUUUAAUUUAACUUACCAAAAUAUUCUCCAAGUUAAAUAUGUAUUUAAUAUUUUUAGGUAUCUUGCGAGAGGAGAAUGAACAACGUAAUAAAUAUAAAAUUGAUGAUUGUCGACGUACGCAUGAUUACAAUCAGUUUAUUAGUACGUUUUUAGCAAUGUUAGCUGAACAACGUAUAUUACCUGAAUUAAUACAACAAUAUUUGGACACACAAAAACAAAAUACAAGUACACAGCUUUCACUUUCUGUACAAUCUCAACCUACAAAUCAAGCACAGGUGAAAUCAAAAUCUAAUAAAAAAACUUCAAAAAAUAACAAAACGUUGACAAAACGCAAGACAGCUACUAAAAAACGACGUAAACCAUGACAGGUCAUUAUUGUUACUAUUUAUUGGACGUUUGAGUCAUUUUUAUAUCCAUACUACCGUCAUAAGCCACUAAGCAGUUACUCCAUUUUUGUCGAAAUCGAGAUUUUGGUGUCUAUCGAUAGAUAUUUUAAUCCUCUAUCGAUUCCUGUAAAAAAUUUAAGGUUUUUCUCAUUAAAAAUACGUAUAAAUUGAUAAGAAAAUGAUUUAUUAGGAAAAUUAGCACUAUGUACUGUUUUAUUGUUUCCUGAAAACUACGAAUUUGGAGUUACUGCUUAGUGGCUUAUGA
Acyrthosiphon pisum (pea aphid) is the source of this 947-nucleotide messenger RNA. Its product is annotated as ubiquitin carboxyl-terminal hydrolase calypso-like. The record is from RefSeq and is a predicted model, not a curated record. The transcript has a single exon. Lineage: Eukaryota; Metazoa; Arthropoda; Insecta; Hemiptera; Aphididae. Bases 335 to 661 code for a protein of 108 amino acids.